Tachysurus vachellii is the source of this 2535-nucleotide messenger RNA. RefSeq names its product coproporphyrinogen oxidase (gene cpox). The transcript is spliced from 7 exons. Lineage: Eukaryota; Metazoa; Chordata; Actinopteri; Siluriformes; Bagridae. Bases 86 to 1408 code for a protein of 440 amino acids. Gene Ontology annotation, cellular component: mitochondrial intermembrane space; cytoplasm. The record is from RefSeq and is a predicted model, not a curated record. Gene Ontology annotation, molecular function: coproporphyrinogen oxidase activity.
AGAUACGUGCGAUUUGACACGUGAAGUCAGAAGUCAGUUAGUUUGUGGAUCUGUCACGAGAUUCGUGUCGCGUGUAAACUUUAACAUGACUUCCUCGCUGUUGUCCGCGUUAAACAGGAGUUUACACGCUACAGUUCGACUCUGCAGCGUGUUUCAGCCCAAAAACGUGUGUAAGUCUCACGUUAUAGCAGGAGGAAGGUGGUCUACAGGGUGGUCUACAGGGUGGUCUACAGGGUGGUCUAGAAGGUUUACAAACAUGACCGAUACACGUGGAUCACCUGCUUUCGGUAAAUGCACUAAAGGUGUGUUGAUGGCAGCCGGUGUGUUCGGUACGGUGGCUGUCGGUGUGUGUGGUCUUCAGCAAGCUGAGAUGGCCACCAGAGUGAAGAAGGUGGAGGAAGAGGUGGAAGGAGACGUCGCAGAGAGAUGCAGGAAUCUCAUGGCGCCUCCGGUCACCGACGUGCGCGUGCUGGAGCAGAGGAAGCACGAGAUGAGGAGCAGGAUGGAGAUGCUCAUCAUGGAGACCCAGGCUGACUUCUGCAGAGCUCUGGAGGAGGUGGACGGAGGAAGGUUCAGAGUCGAUCGCUGGAGCCGUCAGGAAGGUGGCGGAGGGAUCAGCUGUGUGUUACAGGACAGUAAAGUGUUUGAGAAAGCUGGCGUGAAUGUCUCGGUGGUGUUCGGUCACCUGUCUGAAGAAGCGGCCAAACAGAUGCGCAGCCGUGGAAAAGAGCUGAAGGGGAAAGACGGGAAGCUGCCCUUCGUCGCAAUGGGCGUCAGCUCUGUGAUCCACCCCAAAAACCCCCACAUUCCCACAGUGCACUUCAACUACAGAUACUUUGAGGUGGAGGAAGCAGACGGCAGUAAGCAGUGGUGGUUUGGAGGAGGAACUGAUCUGACUCCAGUUUACAUAAACGAGGAUGACGGCGUUCUGUUCCACAGUGUUCUCCGUGACGCCUGUGACAAGCACAACCCUCAGUAUUACCCCAACUUCAAGAAGUGGUGUGACCGUUACUUCUACAUCCGUCAUCGGAAUGAGACUCGGGGCAUCGGCGGGAUUUUCUUUGAUGAUUUGGAUUCCCCGAGUCAGGAGGAGGCCUUCAGCUUCGUGAAGAGCUGCGCUAAGACGGUGGUGCCGUGCUACCUGCCCAUCGUCCGUAAACACCUCGCCGAUACGUUUACUCAGGAGGAGAAAGACUGGCAGCAGAUCAGACGCGGCAGGUACGUGGAGUUUAACUUGGUGUACGAUCGCGGUGUAAAGUUCGGCCUCGCUACGCCUGGCUCCAGGAUUGAGAGCAUCAUCAUGUCUCUGCCUCUCACAGCACGGUGGGAGUACAUGCACGAACCUGCUGAAGGCACUAAAGAAGCAGAGAUGCUGAAAGUUUUACGCAGCCCUAAGGAGUGGAUCUGAGAGACCACACACACACACACACACUCUAAACGCCCUUUAUAAUAGUGAUGAUGUCACUGAUGCAUUACAUUCAGGUCCAUUGCUGCCUGCUCAUUAUUCUCUCCAGGAUUAUAAUUAAACCUUCAGUCUUUUCCGUCUUUUCUUCGUUCUAGACGUCUGUUUCAGACUCUCUUUCAGACAGACGCUAAACCCUGGUCCACACAGGACAUGUCCCACGUCACUCGUCUCUCUGUAUUUAGUGUGUUACACUUCUUUUGUAGCCUGGAGUGUGAUUUCUGCUGAUUCGGGGCCUGAUUAGUCCUCAGCUGAAGGGCUGCUGUUCUUCUUCUUCUGAGGCAUUAAGCUUGGUCCGUGCCUGCGUAUGCGUGCGUGCGUAAUUUUACUGUUCAGGUGACAAACACAUUUGUAAUUAUUUUAUAAGAAGAUCAAGUUUAUAGCAUGUUUAUAAACAUUGUGAAAGAUCCGAGAGAUGUGAAUCAUGUGAUUUUGUUUGUUAAAUCUUAAUAUCCAUCCAUGUUUGUAUCAUAACCACUGACAUAAACUCACAGAGGGCAGGUGUUAAAAUUUGUAGUUAAACCUACGAUUGUAUAAAUCACUGAAGUUGGGAGAAUGAGACCGAAAUGAAAGAACUAGGUCAUAAAUCUGUUCUCGUGUAGUUUUAUUAACCAAGUGAAAAGUAGUUCCUGUUAUCUGUGAGGUAUCCCUACGCCAUUCCAGCCUCAGAUGCACUGUAACCUUAACAAAGCUUGUGAUCCUCCUGAGGAAAAGUCCUUCAUCUCUUCAUCUUACUCAAAGUAAAAUAAACAUUGAUUAGAAAUCUUCACCCUCUGCCCUCAGACAGCUUCCACGUGAAGUGAGUUCGGAGUAAACGUGUUUCCUUCUGGUGAAACGUGGACGAAUCCCUCCGAGUUUUCCUUUAAUGUUCAGAUACAACUGAAAGCUGGAUCUACGUACGUGUUCUAGGAGAGAUGUUAUUACACCUUUAUAAUGCCUUUAUUAUGCAGUAACAUUUCUACAGUCCUUUUGCCCUUGCUUUUAAUAAGAAUGAAUAUUUGUUCGUAUAAUCUGCAUUUUGUACGUUUAUUUUGAUCUCAAAUAAAAGAUAUCUUUGUAAGACUAUUUAAAAA